This is a messenger RNA of Pollicipes pollicipes, 957 nucleotides long. RefSeq names its product calcium-activated chloride channel regulator family member 3. Bases 337 to 957 code for a protein of 206 amino acids. Lineage: Eukaryota; Metazoa; Arthropoda; Thecostraca; Pollicipedomorpha; Pollicipedidae. The transcript has 3 exons. The record is from RefSeq and is a predicted model, not a curated record.
UGACGCUGGGAUGAGGUCGGCGGACUGACGCUGGGAUGAGGUCAGCUGACUGACGGUGUUCUGAGCUGCGCAGACCGACGUCGUGCGGAGGUCGGCGGACUGACGCCGAGCGGAAUCGGGCAGACUGCGCCGACCGGAGGCCAACAGAGCGCCUUGAGUGGAGCUGUGAGGACACCGUGCGGAGGCAGCAGACUGACGUCGUGCAUGCGCCGUCGGACUGCGGCCGUGUGAAGGCGAGCGAGCCGUCGCCGCGCGGAGGCGGGCGUUCUGACGCCGUGUGAAGGCCGCCGGACUGACGUCGUUCGGAGGAGGACCCGCGUGUCCGUAACGCGGGUCAUGAGGCUCGCAGCGGCGCUGCUCCUGGUCAGCGCGGCCUGGGGCGUGACAGCCUCCCGGGUCACGCUGGAAAACAACGGCUACACUGGCCUAGUGGCCGGCAUCGACGACAGAGUGGACGUUCUCCAGUGCAAGCCCAUUCUGCGCAAUAUUCAGCGGCUGGUAUCUGCGGCCUCCGAGUACCUGUACGCGGCGACCAAUCAGCGGGCGUUCUUCGGUGACGUCACGGUGGUGGUGCCCAGUUCGUGGCCCCGCAGCUGCACGGGUGCUGACUCGCCGGGUCAGGCCACCACCGAGAGCUACCUGACCUCUGACCUGCGGGUCAGCAGCACCCACCCCGUGUACGGCUCGGCCCCCUGGACCCACCAGACCGGCCUGUGCGGCCAGCCAGGCGCGUUCAUACAGCUCGCCGCCGACUACGUCUCCACGGGGCAAACCAGCACCCACGGGGACCAAGCGCGCGUGCUGGUGCACGAGUGGGCGCGGUACCGCUGGGGCGUGUUCGAGGAGACGGGCUACCCCGGCGACCGGCUGUACCCGUCGUUCUACCAGGAGUCGGUCGGCCGGUGGCGGCCCUCCGGCUGCUCGAACGCCCCGGUGGCCGGCGUCACAGCGCCGUGA